Messenger RNA from Pristis pectinata (smalltooth sawfish), 3856 nucleotides. RefSeq names its product major facilitator superfamily domain containing 3 (gene slc33a2). Gene Ontology annotation, cellular component: membrane. The record is from RefSeq and is a predicted model, not a curated record. The transcript is spliced from 6 exons. Gene Ontology annotation, biological process: transmembrane transport. Gene Ontology annotation, molecular function: transmembrane transporter activity. NCBI's taxonomy places the organism in Eukaryota, Metazoa, Chordata, Chondrichthyes, Rhinopristiformes, Pristidae. Bases 842 to 2062 code for a protein of 406 amino acids.
CCCACGCUGAGGGGCACCGCCGGCAUUUGCUACAAAGGGUUCCUUUCAUUGUUCCGGGACGUUCUCUCUGCGUCAAUUUCCGGGCUACGUUCCAGCGGUUGCCAGGAGGCGCCAGCGCCCUUCAGCUUACUUACUGCAGUACGAUGAAAUAAAACCCGCACCAACACGGCGCCCUCAGCCCGCUGCUAGCACCCGAUGAGUUAGUAUGCAUCCCAUUACCUCCCCUACCUUGCAGUUGCCGCAAAUGUUUUCAAAGGGUGAAUUUAUACCUUGAGGAAUGGACCACGUAAUACGCGUCGCAAAGCCGUCACUUGUGGGACUUUAAAAGGCAGUGGCCUAGAAAUCCUUACGCGCUUAAGAAAUUAAGUGCUUUGCGAGGUUGGUGCUAAUUUUCUGUGCACGGUUCCUGGGAGUAGCAUUCUACCGUGCCAGGUUUGGUUGGGGGAGAAAACGGGAGCACCUGGGGUAACCCAUGUGGUCACAGAGAGGGUGUGCAAACUGCGCACAGACUGCUGCAGACGUCAACACUGUUCAUGGGCCGCUGGGACGGGCCUGGCACCAAGGCCCUUCCUCUGCUAGAUCUGGUAAUGUGAUUAAGAUGAAGUAUAGAAGAUGGAAGACCUAAUAGCAUCAGCGGCAAAGGGAAGGGAAGAGGCUGGUAGGAGUGAACACUCAACAGGACCCACAUGCUAGAACAGACACCUGAAGCUCCCCAUGAAUAUUGGCUCCCAUUAACCAACACUGAAGGAAGCUUCAACCUUUAAGGUCCACUUCAGUACAUUGAAUUCAUCACUGAUGUACAAGAAGCUGAUUGUUUUACCGUGGUUGACAACCAUUUGAAAUGACACCCUUCAAGCUGAAAUUAUUUGGUUUACUGUACUUUGUACAAGGAAUGCCCUAUGGAUUACAGUCUAGUUUAUUACCAAUUUACCUGAGAACAUUUGGACUUUCAUUUACCAAAAUUAGCUUGACCAAAUUGUUGUAUUUUCCAUGGUUACUGAAGAUACUCUGGGCUCCAUUUGUGGAUCAAUAUGGAACAAAAUGGAAAUGGCUGCUGUGUAGCAUGUUUGGACUAUUUUUAUGUUGUUUGAUAAUGUCUAGACUGACCCCAGAUAUGGAUUUCACAGCAAUGGCCUUCAUCUUGCUGCUGAUGAACCUCUUUGCUUCAGUUCAAGAUAUCGCUGUAGAUGGCAUUGCAGUUCGUUUGCUUAGCAGUGAGGACAUUGGCUAUGGCAAUUCCAUCCAAGUUGUGGCUUAUAAGAUGGGCUCUCUUCUUGCAGGAGCAUGGCUUUUGACAGUGAUGGACUAUAUUGGCUGGAAUAUGCUUUUCAUAAUAUUCUGUAUGGCCUAUGCUGUCGCUAUGAUUUUUUCCUAUUUCACACCUGAACCAGAAAAUACUUCUGAAACAAAAAAUGGAUUGCCUGUGCUGAAUCCCUGCAAAAUAUUAGGAGAGAUCCUUAAAGUGCCUGGAACAGUUUGGAAUCUGAUUUAUGUCAUCAUCUACAAAUUAGGAGAACAGGGUGCUGUGAGCAUGUUUCCAAUGUUUUUACUGGAGCAUGGUUUCUCUCCGGCGGAGCUGGGCUUCUGGAAUGGAAUAGUUGCAAUGGGAUUUUCUAUUUUUGGAUCAUGCUUUGGCGGCAUACUAAUGCCUAAAUAUAACGUGUUUUCACUUAUAGUGAUCCUGUUCUUGAUGCGCCUUGGAAACUUGAGUUUACAGACAUUACUAUUACUUUCAUUUUACUAUGAAUCCUUCAUAAUGAAAGGUGCAGCUGUGCUAAGUAUUAUUUUACAGCAUUUUCUCAGUGGAUUGAUAACAACAUUGACAUUUAGUAUCAUGAUGCUGUGCACUCAGAAAGCUGACAAAAGAAUACAGGCAACCCAUUACACAUUUCUGGCAAGUUUUGAAGUCUUGGGGAAACUCACUUUCAGCACCAUAGCUGGUAUACUUGUGGAUAGGAUUGGUUUUCCUUCUAGUUUUUGCAUCUUUCUGUUGCUGUCAUGUUUAGCCUUACUCCAUGUUCUGAACCCGACUGAUAUACUAUCCAAGCAACAUGAACAGUAAUGUAUGUGUGGUUUACAAUAUCAUGGAAACUUGCGAGCUCUACGAAUUGUCCCCCAGAGCAAAUUUAACGUGGCCUUGUGGAAAACACAUCAAUUAUAAAAUCAGUGGGGAAAAUUCUAACCACCUGGCAGCAGUGAGAACAAAGUGGGUGGCAGAUAAAAUAUCUGUGCAAAAGCUCCCACUCAAUUUCAUUUUUUCUGUAAUCUUAAUCAGAUCCCCUUUAUUUGAGGAACUGAGGGUCUCAUUCAUUUAUGCAAGGCAGGCACUCAGUGACAUUUAAGGUAAAGACAUGCACGAAACCAAGUCUGAAACUUUUCUUAACUGAACUGGUUUAACUUCUGGUUCACAGAGUCACCUCUUUCUGUCUAGUUCCCCACCCCACAUUUUAGUGCAAAGCGGGAUAAUGCAAUUCGAUGUCCAACUGAUGACAUCAGACAAAUCUGAUGCCUUUUCUGUUCCCACCCCAACCCCACUCAUUCAGUAAGUCCUCCAGUAAACAUCUCCCACCACCUUCACCCUUGGUGACAAAUAGUAGUCUCACAGUUUAGAGAUGUAAUAAUUAAAAAAUAAGUUUGAAAAGCUAUCAAUUAAGCAAUCUUAACUUUCUAACAACAUACAUUUUAAGUUGAGCCAAGUGUAAACUUGUAAUAUUAUUCUCUACUAGGCUAUGUUGCACAGAAUAUCUGGAAAGCAUUUCAUUUUCCUGGGUUAAAUCUUCCAAUUGAUCACUAGUAUCCAAAGUAAAAUGUUUCAAUAUUUAUUUUAUGUAAUGAAACAAAGGCUUGUUUGUCCAUGUUAUGUGCUCUUUCAUGGAAGGGAGGUGGGUUGUUCAUCAGUACUUUGUGGGUUAAAGUGCCUUGCUCUGGUUAAAUUAAGAAACAAACCUGGUUGUAAAAUCUUUCUAGAAUUGAAUAUCUGCCAGAGCUCAUUACCAUUAAGUGUAAAGUGUCCAGUAACACAUUGGCUACCACCAAGAAACCACUGUCCAGGAAUCAGGCCAAUCGAGAAAAUAUAAACAUGCAGGAAGAUGUUUAAAGAUAUAAUAAAAUAUCUUGCAUAAGUAUGACUGGAAGUUGAUAAAUUAAUACCUGACUUCUUUAUUGUCUAUCUAAACUUGAAUUUUGACUAUAAAUGAAGGUAAAUCUGUGCAUACAUUUUUUAAAAUGCCAUUUUAAAGAUAAUAACAUCACAUGCCUUUUUCAUUUUAACCUGUUGUUUCACUAAAUAGUUGAAUACCAAGAUUUUGGCAAAUGAUGUUUAAAUUAACAAAAUACAUUAAACUACAUCCUAUAUACUACAGUUGGUGGUUGUGGGUGGAAGAGGAGGAGGAUGAAUGUGGAGUAAAUGACUGAAAUGUAUUGGUCCUAAAUUUAGUAAGAGGAUAAGUAAAAGUUGACCUUGUAUUCUGACUGAAAUGUACCUCCAUGUUAAAAAUAAAGUUAAUUAACAUUAUAUUAAGUUAUUAUUCACAUACAGCUGGAACUAGCCAAAUAAUUGCUGCUAUGCACCAUUCUGAUUUGUAUAUUAACUGGUUUCAUGUAAUGUGAGGGUGUACAGAUUGUGAUUUUAAAAAAAACAAAUCACACGUAUGUGUUACACUAAAAUUUUAUCACACUAAUUAUUCAUUUGCAUUUGUUAUCUAUGCAAUGGUUCAUUUUCAAAGCUUCAUUUCACAUAAUGUAUGUUGAUUGUUAGGUUAUCACCCUGCUUUUGUAUUUCCCUGUUGAGUUUUACAAUUUUUCUUCUAAACAAGAUGUUAUCAAAUUAUAAAUGAUUAAAAAAAAUUCUUCCUUA